This is a messenger RNA of Colletotrichum orchidophilum, 1050 nucleotides long. RefSeq lists its product as uncharacterized. Lineage: Eukaryota; Fungi; Ascomycota; Sordariomycetes; Glomerellales; Glomerellaceae. The transcript has 4 exons. The record is from RefSeq and is a predicted model, not a curated record. Bases 1 to 1050 code for a protein of 349 amino acids.
AUGAAUGAUGGCAGAUGCACCAAUUACAUCAAGAAUUACGAUCCCAAGGAAUUCAGGUUUUGCUCGCAGUACCACAACUGCCUCCAGCAAGGCUGCGCAAACCAACGCAACCACCCCAACGGCGUCGACUACCGAUACUGCCCCGACCACCGCUGCGACCACCAAGACUGCACAAACCCAAAGGCCUCGCCUUCCUCCUUCUGUGCCUCCCACACCUGCGCCGCCCCAUCCUGCCUGGCCCGCUGCCCCGGCGCGACGGGCGACCCGCACGACGCCUCCCGACACUGCGACCGCCACCGCAUGUGCGCCGCGGCGGGCUGCCGGCGCUUCGCCCACGUCAGCGAGCGGGGGGUCACCUCGGCCCACUGCGGCGAGCACUACUGCAAGUUCGAGCCGGCCUGCAACAACGGGCGGGCCGAGGACGCCGACGAGACGUGCGCGGCGCACACGUGCGAGGAGAGGGGCUGCACGCGGCCCAAGACGCGUCACCGGAGGGACGCCGGGCGGUAUUGUAAGCGCCACGAGUGCGAGACGGAUGAUUGUUGGGAGAGGAAGUGGUUGGAUAAGUGUAAGACUCAACAACCCGCUGCCGCCGGGCAGGCUGCGAUUCCCGAGUCGUCGACGGAGGCUCGUUACCAAAACUGCGCCGUCGUAGGCUGCCAGCAGCUCCGCGUGCCCAUGGUCCUGUCCCAGACGAUGAUGAUGUUUGGCGGGUUCAACCGCGCGGGAGGGCUCAAUUUACCGCUGUCGCCGUACUGUCAGGCCCACGCGUGCGGCCACGAAGGGUGCACGGAGCGGGCCGACGCAGAGGGGGAUUCGCGGUUUUGUACGGGCCAUGCGAGGUGUCGGCAGCCCGGGUGUACGAAUGGUGUUGAGGUCAGGGGUCGGGAUCGGACUUUGUGUGAGGAGCAUAAUCGGGGUGGGCUUGGGGGGAUGGGACGGAGGGGGAUGUUGGAUCCGGAUGCGUUUGGAUGGGGUGGAGGGGGAGGAGGAGGUGGUGGUGGUCAUUGGUCUGGGUUUGGCCCUUGGGGGGUGAAUGCUGCCAUAUAG